This is a messenger RNA of Anneissia japonica, 2101 nucleotides long. RefSeq names its product rhodopsin, G0-coupled-like. Bases 290 to 1222 code for a protein of 310 amino acids. The transcript has a single exon. Gene Ontology annotation, cellular component: membrane. NCBI's taxonomy places the organism in Eukaryota, Metazoa, Echinodermata, Crinoidea, Comatulida, Comatulidae. Gene Ontology annotation, biological process: G protein-coupled receptor signaling pathway. Gene Ontology annotation, molecular function: G protein-coupled receptor activity. The record is from RefSeq and is a predicted model, not a curated record.
AUCCAUAUUCCCUAAUGAAUUUGCCUACCAUUUUAAUCAGAGCAGCAGCUUGCAAUUUAUUUCAAUACUAUUGGCCAGUAGCAAUACGCAUGUGCAUAGCAAGUGUAUUCCAAUGCUUAUUUAUUCAGUGUCUGGGUUAUUAAGUACAUAUUUUGGGCAAACGCAUGACGUUGAAGAAAUCAUAAUUUGUAGGGCUACCUGUACUUAUAGUUAUCCCAAAACCUUUAGCCUAAUCAAGACUUAAAGAAGUGGUUUACUCAUAUAGCAAACCGAAGAAACACUCAUAGACAUGGGCGAUACAGGAGACAAUUUUAGUUUAUAUGACACUUUUGAGGAGAUGUACUCCGAAAACGACAGACGCGUACAGGCGGUCAUUUUGGGUUUUAUCUGUAUUGCAGGAAUUAUUGGCAACUGCCUUGUACUUUUCUCUUUUAUGACGACACGUAAGCUGCAUAAUAACACCAACAUCUUUGUAGCAAACCUCGCUCUGUCAGAUCUGAUUGUAUGUUUGAAUCUACCAAUAACUAUUAUAGCGAUUGUUUCUGACGAUAAAUGGCCACUGCAUGAAGGUAUUUGUGUUGUAAAUUCAAUUUUGCUGAUCGUCUGCACCGGUUGCAGUCUAUACACUAUGGCAUGUAUUGCCCUGUUGCGGUAUGUGUAUAUAUCGAACUUCAAAUACAAAAAUGUACUGAAAAUGCAUACGUGCAUAUUUAUAGUAAUCUUCGCAUGGCUGUUUUCAACAACUUGCACAGUUUCACCAGUACUCUUUGGAUAUGUCAAAAUGGGUUAUAAUCGACAAUACCAUUCUUGUUCUUGGUCAACGGCUGGAAAUCAGUAUAGCCUUAUCAUAGCGGUUGUAUUUUACCCAAUCCCAUUUAUCUGUAUUUUUCUUUCCUACUUUUCAAUACUGCGUGUUGUGUGUAGGAAAGCAAAAAACGUUCAACCGGCGGCGAGUCAGCUUGCACGUAACAUCACAAACCGCAAUCUGGCGGUAACUAAAAAUCUUUUUACUGUCUUUUGCGUAUUUGUCAUGUGUGGUUUUCCGUACAGUUUGCUGAUAAUACUUCCAGACACUGACAGAGUGAUAUCGUAUGCCGCAAUUUUACUGAUGUGUAACUGCUUCAUCAAUCCAAUAAUUUAUGCUUUUAAACACCCAGAAUUCAAAAAAGUAAUCCCUGGUAUGAUAAUGUGUAAGGGAAUAGUCACACCAAACAAAGACUAAUAUUCCAGUUACAGGAUAUAUAUCAGCAUUUUCUUUGACGAUGUCGCACACAAAGAUUAAGUAUUUCGGGAAGUGCCCUUUUUAAUACAUUAAUACUAAUAGCCAUUUAGCACUGCAAACAUAGGCCCGAAAAUGAAGGAAAUUUCAUUUGGUUUACCAAAUUAUGUUUGUAGUGUCAGAAUGGCUAAAAAUAUAAAACAAACAAUUCAUUAUGUAUAAACAGGUAAAUAAAAACGCAUUAGAGUAAGUGAGCUAUUGGAAAUACAUUUAGAACUGUAUAGCCUAUAUUGUGUAACAUAUACAUUACCCAAUGUUUUUGUUAUAUAAAUUCUAUCUAUACUAUUUUAUUGUGAUAAACUACCGUUACUAUAUCACGUUAAAGCUAAUCAUUUGUUUCUAAUAGCCUAUUAUAUAUUAUCGAGCAUAAUAUAGGCCUAGGUCUAAUGUAUAUUACCGUAAUUGCUUUAAAUAUCGUAUAUUUUCAUACUUGGUGUUUUUCUUAAAUUAUUUUGAGACUUCGUUUUACCUUAACAUGUUUGUUAUGGUUUUUUUUUUUUUUGUUUUUUUUUUUUUUUUUUUUUCCUGCCUGAGAAGUGUCUAAUAAAAUAAAAAUAAAAAUAUUGGUAUUAGUGCCUAUAUCUUUCUUUGUAUAAACAAUAAUGUUAUUGCUUUACGUUAUUUACUUGAAAGCUAUACUAAUUAACCUGUACCACUUACAAUUGAUUGCAUUUGUUAUAUCAGUAUUGUCUCAUGUGACAUAUUUCUCAUUACAUUAAUUUGGAUAGGCCCUUGAAAUUCUUCACCAUCUUUAUCGGACUCCUAUUGGCGUAUUGUAAUCUCUGUAUGAAUAAACACAAUCAAAUCCGGGUACAGAUUGUU